Seminavis robusta is the source of this 420-nucleotide messenger RNA. NCBI's taxonomy places the organism in Eukaryota, Bacillariophyta, Bacillariophyceae, Naviculales, Naviculaceae. The record is from the annotation of a GenBank genome assembly.
AUGAGCAGAUCUCCGGAAGAAAUGCUUGCCCUCUACGAAAAGCAAUGCCGCGUAAAGGCGAGAAAGCAAAAGGAAGUCGAAGAAUUCACAACCUGGAUGGCGCAUCACUUGAAGCGCAGCAAGGAAAUGAAGCAGAAUCCUCCCCCAAAAGUGACUCCAAAGACAAUAACAGGCCCCAUCCAUCCAGCCCACGAAGUGUUCCUUCAAUGGCAACGUAAAAAAAGUGAUGAAGAUUGGGUCCUCUCACAAAUGAAGCUUGUAGUAAGCGAUGAGGAACGUACGGACGAAGAACUACAGGAAGACGUUCAAGAGUUGCUACGCUUUGAUGGAGACACGGUUUCCCCUGAGUUUAUUGAAAAGUGCAAACGGCAUGCCGAGAAGCACGCCUUGGAGGAGUUUGGACGCAAACUUUCAUUGUAA